This is a messenger RNA of Melanotaenia boesemani (Boeseman's rainbowfish), 5162 nucleotides long. Its product is annotated as protein kinase C beta type. The coding region runs from base 297 to 2300 and encodes 667 amino acids. The transcript has 17 exons. Gene Ontology annotation, molecular function: ATP binding; zinc ion binding; diacylglycerol-dependent serine/threonine kinase activity. Gene Ontology annotation, biological process: protein phosphorylation. NCBI's taxonomy places the organism in Eukaryota, Metazoa, Chordata, Actinopteri, Atheriniformes, Melanotaeniidae. The record is from RefSeq and is a predicted model, not a curated record.
GUAAGCAACAACACUUCGGUGAGAAUAGGGAAGCAGGCGCGCGGCACAGGGACCCGCCGGAAGAAGCAGCAACAGCAGCAGCUUCAACGCGAUCUGGACGCAGACCAUCAAAAACACCGACAGUACGAGCGACACCGAGGCGGUCAGCGGGGCGGAGAGGAGGAGAAGCAGGAGGAGGAGGCGGAGGCACCUGCACCGCCACUCGUUCUCCCCCGCCGCCUCCGUCGUUUCUCCCUCUCUGUCUUGGCUCUCCUCACCCCUCGUACCUCUCGGACCGCCACCGCUUCCUCGUUAAGAUGGCUGACCCCAACAGCGACGGAGAGGUACCGGAGAGCGCGCGCGGCUUUGCCCGUCAGGGUGCCCUCCGUCAGAAGAACGUGCACGAGGUGAAAAACCACAAGUUCAUCGCACGCUUCUUCAAACAGCCAACCUUCUGCAGUCACUGCACGGACUUCAUCUGGGGCUUUGGAAAGCAGGGAUUCCAGUGCCAAGUGUGCUGUUUUGUGGUCCAUAAGCGCUGUCAUGAAUUUGUCACCUUUUCCUGUCCGGGGGCCGACAAAGGACCUGCCUCUGACGAUCCUCGUAGUAAACACAAGUUUAAGGUCCACACCUACUCCAGCCCCACUUUCUGUGACCAUUGUGGCUCCCUUCUGUAUGGGCUGAUACACCAGGGCAUGAAAUGUGACCACUGUAUGAUGAACAUCCACAAACGAUGCGUUGCCAAUGUCCCGAGUCUGUGUGGGACGGAUCACACCGAAAGACGAGGACGCAUCCAGAUCACUGCCCAGAUCACUGAGGACGCUCUCACCGUCACCAUCAAAGAGGCGAAGAACCUGGUACCCAUGGACCCAAACGGCCUGUCAGACCCUUAUGUAAAGCUCAAGCUGAUCCCAGACCCCAAGAGUGAGAGCAAGCAGAAGACCAAGACCAUUAAGUGUUGCCUCAACCCCACCUGGAAUGAGACAUUCACUUUUAAUCUCAAAGAAAGUGACAAGGACCGUCGUCUGUCAGUGGAGGUGUGGGACUGGGAUUUAACCAGCAGGAAUGACUUCAUGGGAUCGUUGUCCUUUGGGAUCUCAGAGCUACAGAAACUAGGGAUUGAUGGAUGGUAUAAGCUGCUCUCCCAAGAGGAAGGAGAAUACUUCAAUGUUCCUGUCCAGCCAGAAGGAGAAGAAGGAAAUGAGGAGCUACGACAAAAGUUUGAGAGGGCGAGAGUGGGUCCAGGGAAGCCCACAGACUCAUCUUCCUCCUCUUCAGUAUGCAAGUAUGACAGCAAUGGCAAUCAGGACCGCGUCAAGCUCUCCGACUUCAACUUUAUCAUGGUCCUGGGCAAAGGCAGCUUCGGCAAGGUGAUGCUGGCUGAGAGGAAAGGUACAGACGAGUUGUAUGCCAUCAAAAUCCUGAAGAAAGAUGUGGUGAUCCAGGACGAUGAUGUGGAGUGCACCAUGGUGGAGAAGAGAGUCCUUGCCCUGUCUGGAAAACCACCUUUCCUCACUCAGCUGCACUCAUGCUUCCAAACCAUGGACCGGUUGUAUUUUGUCAUGGAGUAUAUUAAUGGAGGAGACCUUAUGUACCAAAUCCAACAGGUCGGCAAGUUCAAGGAACCUCAUGCUGUCUUCUAUGCUGCAGAGAUCGCUAUUGGUCUCUUCUUCCUUCACUCCAAAGGCAUUGUGUAUCGAGAUCUGAAGCUGGACAAUGUGAUGCUGGAUGCUGAGGGCCACAUAAAGAUCGCAGACUUUGGCAUGUGCAAAGAGAACAUGUUCGAUGGAAUUACUACAAAGACUUUUUGUGGAACACCAGACUACAUCGCUCCAGAGAUCAUAGCCUAUCAGCCUUAUGGGAAGUCUGUGGACUGGUGGGCCUUCGGAGUACUGCUAUAUGAAAUGCUUGCUGGACAACCUCCUUUUGAUGGUGAGGAUGAAGAUGAGCUGUUCCAGUCCAUCAUGGAGCAUCAUGUCUCUUACCCUAAAUCCAUGUCCAAAGAAGCUGUUGCUAUUUGCAAGGGGUUGAUGACCAAACAUCCAGGUAAGCGUCUAGGCUGUGGUCCAGAGGGGGAGAGAGACAUCAAGGAACAUGCCUUCUUUCGCUAUAUAGACUGGGAAAAACUGCAGAAUAAAGAGGUCCAGCCACCUUUCAAACCAAAAGCUUGUGGGCGUGAUGCGGAGAACUUUGAUCGCUUUUUCACGCGCCACCUCCCAGAGCUGACCCCCCCAGAUCAGGAGCUUAUAGCCAACCUGGACCAGGAAGAAUUCCAAGGCUUCUCUUUUGUUAACCCUGAGUACACUCAAACAACUCACUGACCAUGCCACAUAUCCCUGGGCUGCAUUACUACACCUCACAAUCAUGCUGUACAGGAAAAACGCAUAUUUAAAAAAGAAAAAAAAAAAAAAAAGAAGAAAAUCUUAUGAUGUCAUAUCCAGGUUGCAUUCAGCUGGGCAAAAAGUUAAGGAAAUAAGUGACAUUUUGGGAAAUAUGUUUAUUUACUUCCUUUCCAAAAGGGUGAUGAGUGGAGUUUCACCAAGCUAAAAAUGGUGUGUUGCAUGUGGAGCUACAGCUACAGAAUGAUUAGCUUAUCAUAACUUAGUUUAGUUUAGCAUAGUGCUCUGAAGUGUCUUGAAGCAAAUUAUCCUGUAGUUCUCUCAGAUAAAUAUUACAACUUCUUAAUUAUCAGUAUUUAUAACCUUCCUCUUGCUACACAUCUGACUCAACCCUGACUUUGACACAAAACAAGCAGAAACACAUGUAAGUGCCUUAUAAAAAUCUGCUACCUAACUAGCAUUAGCAUUGGCAUGUGCGCUAAGGAUGCAUAAUCUCCCCCACUGGCUGAAAAGUAGCUGGUGGUGUCUGGUAUUAAAGCUGGUAUGGGACAGACAAGAUGGUGCUAUUAAGUUAGAAAUUCCCAGUGUUUCAAAAAGUGUCACAAAUUUUUUCCUUUGCUGGCUAUGGUGAUGCCAACGCUAGCUAGUUAGCUAUGGCAUCACCAUCUCAUAGCCUUUGUAACUCUUAUCAUUAGAAAAAAAAGAGGCAUGCUAAAUUAAGAUAGUGAAAAUUUUAAAUAUAGUGUAGUCUAAAAUAACAGCAUGUUAGCAUUUGUAUGUAGAGGACUUGUAUUAUUUAGCUAAGAAAGUGUGCCAAUUUACAUUCUUAUAGAUAUUAACAUGGCUGCUAACAUUGCUUAGCAGCUGUGAGAAACUACCAGCGGAACACACUUUGAGCAGUCUCUUGCAGCAACCAGUGGGAAAGUGGUGUUGGUUCACCAAACCCUGCACAUAACCAAGCCGGCCAUCUUGUUGCAUAUGGUGGAGUUGGAUGGUCUAACCACAUUUUGUAGCAAGACAUACUCGAACAACUCAGAUUACUUGAAUUGUUAUAAGUCAACAUGGCUAAUAGCAACACAGUAACCGUUUCUGCACCUUGCAUUUUUUUUUGGUACUCGGAAAUGACAUAGCAGUCCAAGGUUACAUACUUAUUACACACUUUGAGUCUGAUGGAUCCAGAAAGAGUUGCUGUUCCUGUGAGCGUUAGCAGAAUCUUAUCCUUGUCUGAAUUUCUUGCAGCUCAAAUGUCAAUCAGUCGGUGCAUUGUUUGUUGUUGUAGUCUUCAGAGGGUACAGAUCAGUGUUACCUGCAAGCUUUACUUCUAGGAGACUAGUCAUUUGUUUUUACCUCAGUCUUCAUGCUUAGCAAAGCUCAUCAGCUCCAGGUUCCUACUCUAUACUUGGUGAAAAAGUAACACUUCUGAAAUUUGGAAAGAGAGCAAAUAAAUGUAUCCCCGAAAAUGACAUCAUUCAAAUAAUGAUCAGCUGGAAAUGCAGAUGUGCAUAAAUGAUAGAAAUCAGCCAAAAAUAAUCAGCUAUUCAUGUGUCAAGGCGCCAGUAGAAGAGUAGUCUCUUUUCCAGUGGCAAUACUGUUCUGGGUUUAAUGUGGUUUAGCACAAGCUGCUCUUGUAUAAUGUUUGCUGGCUGUUUUUCUAUCUUUAGGUCAGAAAUGUUGCUUGCCUCUGAAUGCUGCCCGGCUGUUCACAUCAGAGGUUGAUGUCAGAGUCCAGUUUCAACCUGAUCUGUUUUUGUGUUGCCCUCCCUGUAACUGCAUAUUGACUGUGACGACCCAUCAGUGAAGUUAAUGAGUGUACUAUGAUCAUAUGUUGGUAGCCCAUACAGUGUAAGUGAAAAAUGAUCAAUUGCUUUGCUAUAAUUGUUGAAAUACUAAUUAGUUUCCCAAUGUUUACUUUUGUCAGUAAGAUCAAAUGCUUAUACACUUUCUCUUCAGUGUUGUGGUGAGCUUAUCUGCUGUUAUUUUUUCUUUCUUUUUUUCUUCCUGUUAAUUUACAAUUUUUUCACAUGCAGUCAGCACAAUUUAAACUUUGCGUUGUGCUGGUUUUCUUUUUGUUUGUGUUUUUUGUUUAAUUUUUACUUAAAGCUCAUAACUUUUUUGGGUCUAACUAUGAAAACUUUCUCCGCAUUACACUGUGUUUCUGUUGAGAGGGCCCAUUUCGUGGCUUGUUAACAACCACUUUACAUCAAAGCCGUUUAGAGCCCUGUGAUGCCAGUAGUUUGUUCUCUCACAGAAACUGCAUUUCCAGAAGUGCCAAAACAAGGUUCAGAGUCAUGAGGGCAUAGAAAAACUUUUGCUCGUAACAACUGUGAUGAAGGGCAGCCAUCUUGUGCCAAUUUGCAGUACAUGUAUCCUUAUCAUAAUAUGCAUUAUAUAUAUAUCUGUUUACCGACAAUACAGUACCCCUUUGAAAAUCAUUUUCAUAUAUAGGAUUGAUAUGUCUGAGUUGUAUUAUACUUUUGUAACUGUGUAGCGAUACAAGGUAGUAAUGAUGUGUCAAAUCUUGUUCUUAGAGCUUGUAUUAUAUAAUGAGGAUGUUGUAAGGUGACAUCAGAGAUACCGGCUUAAAAUGACAAUGAACUAACCAGAUAAAAACAAUGAGCACUUAUUGGGAUGAUGGUAAACGUGACCAAUUGGUCUUGAGAUACAACAGAGAAAACACAUACAUAUAUAAAAAAGAAUAUAUAUAUAUAUAUAUAUGACGAGUUCAAUAUCAAAGACAUAUUUGGAUAAGGUUUUUCUGAAUGGGAGAGAGGCUUCUGUGGAUUGUGUAUUUGUCUUGUAUGACUGGAAACUGAUAAUAUACUCACUGGUGCCUGCCAGACUUAA